Molecule: messenger RNA, 2760 nt
Organism: Malassezia japonica
Lineage: Eukaryota; Fungi; Basidiomycota; Malasseziomycetes; Malasseziales; Malasseziaceae
Exons: 3
Coding region: 1-2760 (919 amino acids)
Cellular component (GO): cytoplasm
Molecular function (GO): glycerophospholipase activity; metal ion binding
Source: RefSeq, a predicted model, not a curated record
AUGGCCUCACGGGUGGUCAGUGUGAGCUCGGCGGAAGCGGGGCGGGAGGUAUGCCGUCCUCCCGUCGCCCCGGCGUGGUUCCAUGCGCAUGGACAAGUGUGGGUCCCAUUUUCCGAGGCCGACAACGACGCGCUGGAAGAAGGCUGGACGCAGUGCCGUCCCGCGCUCGAGGAGCGGGCCGCACAGACGGAAGAGGUGGCGUCUGCGCCAAAGGAAGAUGCGGUGGGAUGGCUGCCGUCGCUGCUGUGGUACUCGAAGCCAGCGACGCAUGCGUCUGUGCUUCCUCCGCCGCCUCCGCCGCCCGCACCGAACCUGCGCAAGACGCCACUGGUCCACCGCAGGCUCGAUCCCGACGAGGACGACGAGACGAAGCAGUUCCGCGUCUCGGUCCUUGAGGACCGCCUCUUUGAAGUCGACCUCGAAAAGAUGAUCAUCUUUCCCGCACUCUGGCCGGGGUACGACCAGGGCGUGAUGCGCGCAACGUGGUUCUACGUCGCCUCCGACGGCGCCUGCUCGCCGAUCGCAUGGGGCAGUGCUCUGAGCGCCGACCUGGACCGUGUGUACGAAGAGGCCAAGCCGUGGAACUUGGUAGGGCGCCUGCGUGCGUCGCUGAAUGUCGGCAAGGCCAAGUCGGACUCGGACGCGGCGCAGCUCUUUGACCUGCCAAGCGUCGCAGGCGGUGCCAAGGUCCUCUUUGACUCGACGUCGUCUGCGCGGGUCUAUACUCAAAAUCUCAGCAGCAAGCUCCUUUCCUUUUUGUGGGAGCCGCUGGUGGUGCGUGGCUACGAGAAUGCCAAGGCCGCGAGCGUGCGUAUGCAAGAGAACUCGGCGAGCAAUGUGAUCGCCACGGCCUGGUCUCGCCGCAACGAUGCGUCGCCCAGCACCCCGUCGGAUAAUAAGAAGAAGCCCGAGGGGCCGACCGAAGGCACCAUCGUCGAGGGCAUCACGCCGACGCCUGUCGACACGAUGUCGACGUGGGGGGCGCUUAGCGAGGCGUUCAUGUCGCGCGCGCGUGCUUUUCGCUCCGGCGCAGCACCUACCACGCCGCCGGCGCAGGAGUGGAAUGCAGACGAAGUGCUGCCGGAUCCGGCAGUGCUCGACUUUAGCGAGACGUCGAGCUUGGGUGCGCUCUCGGACGACCUUUACGCGGACGUCCAGUCGACCGCCGACCUCGAAGAACGCGAAAAGGGCGAGGCGCCUCCUGAGCACAUCGUCUUUUGCAUCCACGGCAUCGGCCAGAAACUCACGGAGGAUUACAUGGCGACACACUUUGUGCACGACGUCGAGCGUAUGCGCACCGUAAUGCGGCAGCAGAUGCAAGAUCCUGCCUUGAGCACACAGCUCAGCGGAGGGCGCGUACGUCUCAUCCCGAUCUGCUGGCGCCACGACGUGGAGUUCGAUCCGGAUCACGGGCAUUACAAGCUGCAGGAUAUUACGAACAAUGCGACGAUUCCCGCGGUACGCACCGUCAUUUCCAAAGUCCUGCUCGACAUCCCCUUUUACUUUUCGAGCCACCACGAAGCGAUGCUCACGGCCGUGCGCCUGGAAACCAAUCGUUUGUACCGCCUCUUUUUGCAGCGGAACCCCGACUUUGAGCAAUGCGGGGGGCGCGUGUCGAUCCUUGGCCACUCGCUCGGCGCGGCGCUUUCUUCCGACCUGCUCAAGGACCAACCGACGGAUGUCGCGCCACUGAGCACGAGCGAAGCACCCGGCAUUCACCGCACGUCGCCACACCUCUUGUUCAACGUCACGCACUUUUUCUCGGUCGGCUCGCCCUUGCCGCUCCUAUACUACCUGAGCGGCGCCGAACUCAUCGCGCGCCGCCGCACCGACCCCGAGAAUCCUCUGCAGGCAGACGAAGAUGUGACAUGCAACAAGGUGGGGCAGCAGGGAUGCCUCGCGACGGAAUACGUGCACAAUAUUUACGCGUCGACAGACCCUUGCAGCUUCCAAAUCUCGGCGACGGUCGACGCAGCGUAUGCUCGACUCUUGCGCCCAGUCGAAGUGCCGCGCGACCCGCUGAUGCUCGACCGUGCACUGAACCAGCCGCGACUGAGCAUCGGCAGCGUCAUGCGCACCUGGCUGCACCCCAAGGACAAGGGCGAGAAGGACAAGCAAGGGAAGGAGGGUGGGAAGGAGGAAGAACAGCCAGAGGCAAAUAUACAGGAAAAUGCCCGCGAAGACCAACACGCACACGACCAGGGCAAGGAAAAGAAAAAGCUAGAAAAAGAGGUCGAACAGGACGAACACGGCGAAGCAAGCGUCAAGUUGGGCGAACAGGGCAAGAAGGAAAUCAUCAUCGACGAGGCACACAGCGAAAAUGCCCAAGAACCUGCUUCCACGCCUCCCUCCUCGGACAAAGAGACCGAGUCUCCCUCGGAUCCGACCCGUACGCCAAAGGCCCCGUCGCGGACCUUGGCCUCACCGCGCGGCGAGACGCCGCAGCCCGAAGAGUCCAAGGACGAAAAGACGCCACCACCUCUCUCUCUCCACGAGCUCGAGCUCGGGGAACGCCGCUUCCAGGCGCUCAAUCCCUACGGAUGCAUCGAUUUUGUGGUCGACGGCGGAACGGUCAACCAAUUCACGCAGUACAUUGACAUGUUCCGCGCGCACAUGAGCUACUGGACGAAUCCUGCCUUUUCCAACUACCUUCUCAAGCAGCUCGUACCGAACGAGAACGUCGUUCCUACGACGCCGUACCGCUCGCCCUCGAUGCACGCCGCGCAGGAGAUUCUCGAUCCCACCACCGAUAGUGUAUAG